AAUUACAGAGAAUACACAUUAAGAUACUAGACAGGUAACUGGUGAAAUAUGAAGAGGUAUAGGGAAUAAUCAAUUUAAUAUGUAAUGAGCAUUAAAAAAAAAACUCCCUUUAGAUUUCCCAGUUUUGCUGUUACAGACUUCUCUAAAGGUUAUUUAGAAAGCAGCUGCUAUCACUAUAAGUUGACUUCCUUCCUUCCUGUGUUACACAUAAUUGGACCCCACAUACAACUGACACACACACACACACAAACACUGACACACAAACACUGACACACACAAACACACACGCUGACACACAAACACUGACACACUGACACACACACACACACACACACUGCUCAGCUGAAGACCAGCAGGGGUUUUAAAAAGCUGCCAGAAUCUGAGAAGGGAGAGAGUGUGCGGAACCGAUAUAGCGGUCUAGUCAGCCACACUGUAGACUUUGUUUGAGAUGGUGAAACCAAAAUGUUUAGGAGAUACAGUUAUAUGAAACCCCCUGCACAAAUUACAAAUUACAAAUUACAGUUCAGGAGCGCCAUUUGGCUUCCUGCCAGUGCCUUCCUGCCAGCUAUUUUAAAAAUAGCCACAUUGCUUUGGCAACACUGUGGAAAAUAAGUCGUGCCAAUAAAGCACUUUGACUUGAAAUUGAAAUUGAAACUGAAAUUGAAUUGAGAGAGAGCGCGCGAAAAUUUGAAUUUGAGAGAGCAGUUUCAAGAGUAACAGGAAGGAAGCUUGAUUGUGUGCUGCUGCUAUGUGGUGAAGUGUCUCUUUUGCAUGCGUGUAUAUAUAUUUAUUUAAAUGUACAAGCUUUAGAGGUAGACUGUUCGAUCCUUGCAACAAGCAUGUUGAAACAAAAUGGUGUAAAAGACCGAAUGGUACGCGUGUUGGAUGAACUGAGCAGAACAAAUAUCAAGCGGUUUAAAAGCAAACUCAAUGAUGUUCGUUUUGGAGAUUUUGAUAGAAACAUCGGAAAGGGGCCAUUAGACAAAGCAGUGGCCAAUAUAGAUUUGGCAGAUCUGAUAAUCGGCCACUAUGGAAAACUUGAUGGACUCCGCAUUGUGAUUAAAGUCCUGAAAGACAUCAACCAAGUUCAUUUAUCAACGAAACUGUCAGAGGAGACGAUAUCAGGUAUAGAGGAAUCGUUUUCUUUCGAUCCUGUAGGCGCGUCAACUCCAGACACUACCCCUGAGGCGGAUGUGGAGGUUCCAGUACCAGUACCAGUGCAGAAAAACAAAAAAAGAAAGAGGAACAGACGACUCUGCUACAAAUCCAAAUACUCAAACACUGGAAAACGCUGUAAACUAAAAAAGCGUGGGAAACGUUUGUUGGAUGAAAACACGGAGAGCAGUGAAGGGAGCGAACACCACGAAAUACAGCAAUCCUCUGACGAAAGUAUCAUGAAAGGAAUAUUACUUGCAGUUAACACUUUGAGCAAACUAAAGGUCCAGAUCACUUCCGACACACUCGGAGAGCUUCUGCAGUUUGCCAAGAGCGUGAGAGGCGAGGGUUUAAACUCCAUUGAGAUGUUUGAAGACAAACACAUUGAGCAAGUCCUUCUCUCCCUCAGUGGGGUCAUCAAAGAAGAAAUCCAGGAAGCGGUCAGGUUGAGUCCAGUGUUUUCUGUCCAGGCUUACAAAGAAAUAAUUGGUGGAAGACAAUGGGUGAUUUUGUACGUUAGCUACUUAAAGGACGGGCAAGUGAAGACUAGUUUUCUAUCCAUUUGCUCAUUUGAAGAUGCUUGCAGCAUUAAGAAUUUUAUUGAUCAAAUACUACAGGAGAAAGGGUUCGAAUAUCAUGAGAAACUUGCAGCUUUUCAGAGUGACGGUGAGCCUGUCAUGUGUCGUGUAGCAGAACUUCUGAAACAAGAUUGCCCAUGUUUGAUUUCUCAUCAUUGUGGCUACCGCUAUGCUAUUCUCCCUGCCUUCUAUGCAUGCGAAACAAUGAAACCCAUGGAGAAAUUCAAGGAGACAGUGAGCCAGAUCUUUACAUUCUAUUCCACCAGUAAUGGGAGGUUUUCCAAUAUACUGGGAAUCAAGAACAUUGUUGAUUCUCCGACCCUCAAAGUGAAGGAUCCAAAGGACAUCCAGUGGCUUUUCCAUUGUCGAGCAAUCCCUACCCUGGUCAAGGAAUUGCCUAAAGUAGCGGAGCACAUUCCAGAUUAUGUAAAAUCAUUCCAGUUUUGUGCCAUUCUUCUGAUGCUUGAUAGUGUCUUCGCAAACCUAAAAAAAAUUCAAAAAUCAUUCGAGAAGGCAGAUGUUAGUUUCAGUAACAGUGUCAAUAUCAUCAAUCUUGUGAUUGAUAAACUGCACCCGGACAAUACGUUUUCAAUGCUGAAUGAAUACUUUGCUGAGCAAUGGAAGGAUCUGGAGAUAACGCACACUGAAGAACAGUGGGACCUGUUCAUGCAGCAGAUUUACCAGCCCUUCAUUCAGAAGUUGAAAGACCAACUAAAGGCUCAGUUUCCAGACACUUCUGUUCUGUCUGCUCUGACUAUCCUUGAUGCACCAGCUGAUGAAGACCCAGACCACUGUAUGAACAAUGAUGACGAUGAACACAUCUCGGUCCUGACAAAACAAUUCAGGCUCAGUGAAACGAAACUGAGAUGCGAAUUGGGUAGCAAUUGGAGAGAGCUGGUUAACUGUGACUCUGGGAAGAAAAGCUUCAUGUCUAAAAUUGAAAGCCUAUCUACAGACCAAAGAGACGCACUGCCAAUACUCAGCAGGCUUGCUUCAAUUGCAUGGCUCUUGUCUGAAGCGGCUGAUCACAAAACAAAGAUGGUUAAACAUUUACAAUCCUUUAUUCAGACAACUUCUGAGCAGAGAAACAACCUGGACAGUCUCCUAGUGAUAGGGCUAGAAGGACCCAAUCCAGCUGCUUUUGAUUUUCAGAAAGCCUCUAAAAAGUGGAAUUUAAUGAAGACUCAACAAGACAAUCGAUCUUUUUGUAGCUAGGAACUUCUGCCAAGCCUAUUUGCCUUGUGGUGCACAGUGGAUUGCGUUGUGAUAACUUCUUAUACCUCAUAAACUAUUUCAGAUAGUGACUUCAUAAUUUCCGUUUAGAUACAAUCUUACAAUGCCCUUCACUGCCUUCACUUUGAACUUGGUUAAAUCCCUGAUGCUAAACUUUUGGCCAUAGCUGUA
Acipenser ruthenus (sterlet) is the source of this 3137-nucleotide messenger RNA. RefSeq lists its product as uncharacterized. NCBI's taxonomy places the organism in Eukaryota, Metazoa, Chordata, Actinopteri, Acipenseriformes, Acipenseridae. The transcript is spliced from 10 exons. The record is from RefSeq and is a predicted model, not a curated record. The coding region runs from base 840 to 2948 and encodes 702 amino acids.